CUGUCGGGCGUCACGCUGCACAGUCCGGACCUGGAGCACGAGGAGGACAGUGAGGACCUGGACGAAGACCUGCGGGCGGCGCUGCAGGUGUCCGCACAGGAACACGCGCACAGGGACCAGCUGCUGAGGGACGAGCAGCGGCAACUGGACGAGGCGCUCCGGCUGUCACUGAUGGACAAGUGCCCGAUUGUUAGGUUACUACGAGUCGACAACUACUGGGUCGACUUCACAGCGAGUUGUAGUACUAGAGAUGUUCUAUCGACUUCCAGAAGUUAUCGACUACGACUGUCUAUGAAAAGUGCGGCUGCAGCUUGA
Danaus chrysippus (African queen) is the source of this 315-nucleotide messenger RNA. The record is from the annotation of a GenBank genome assembly. Lineage: Eukaryota; Metazoa; Arthropoda; Insecta; Lepidoptera; Nymphalidae.